CCCAAGUUCCAAUCUCCUAGCAGCAUAGCACCCUCCAUGAUAAUUCCUCCUCCUCCAGUCCAAACUCGUCGUCGGAUUCUCUUGUGGCACUAAACUGACUCACUUAACUCACUCCUCAGUCAGUAGUGGAAGAUCAUCCCACAAGAGCCACCCGGGAAAGAAUUGAAGGCAUUGGCUGCGGCGGUUUGAAAGUGUCCAAAGUGUGAUAUACAUAUAUAUUUUUUCUCUCUCUAUAUAUAUACACAUGUAUAUAUACUCUUCAAUUGCUUAAACGGAAGGACAAGUGCGACAGCCCAGAAGCCCUUGAUAUCAACUAACACCGUUUGGAUCAUGUUGGGUUUUCACGGUUGCUGAAAUUAGAGCAGCCCCUCCCACCUAUCUCCGCCUCGUUCUUGUGGUCCCUUUGCUACCUUGAACCGACUAGGAUGUGUUGUGACCCGUUGCGUGGGGACUGGGAUGGAUGCUGAGUCCCACCCACCCUCUGGGACCAGAUCCCCUGUGCCGUCUGCCAUAACAAUACCCAUGAUGCGGCGUCUUCCAGGGUCAAAGAAGAUUGCCGCUUGCCCUACUCUCAAUCCUCGUCAUCUUCAUCCUCUUCAUUAUGCUCGUCAUCCCCGUUGGUAUCGUGCUCGCCGAGGUCGCCUCUGGUAGAUGAUGGUUCGAGGGACAAUCCCGGGCACAUCCAGUCCAAUGUCAGGUUAAGAGUGUCCUUGCCAGCUCCCAAGUGUCAUCUGGAUCCGAUCGCCAGGCCGCCGAGCAAGAUGAACAUCUCCUCCCGUCCCAGCUUUAGUCAAAUAACCCCAUUCUCACUUGUGGUGCUAGUCUGUUUCGCGUUCCUGUGCCUUCCCCAUAAUGCAGAGAGUUGCUCAUCGCGCUCCACCCCGAAGCCACGCCCACCCAGUCAAAGUGCCAUCCGUCCCAAUAUCACGUUUCAAACCUACGCAUGUCCGCCCGCAUAUGCGGCCUGGUAUUGCUUGAAUGGGGCCACCUGUUUCACGGUGAAAAUCGCUGACUCCAUCCUCUACAAUUGCGAAUGCGCCGAUGGAUACAUGGGUCAACGCUGCGAAUUCAAAGACCUAGAUGGCACUUACUUGCCCACCCGAGAGCGCUUCUUGAUGUUGAGGAACUCGCGUGUGGGUCAGGCCAUGAUCUUGGUGCUAACCAUUGUCAUCACAGCCGUGAUCAUCAGUGCCAUUGUGACGAAGAUGAGAACACGGAGCAAGCUCCGAAAUUUGGCUGCGGAGGCAGCAGAACUACAGCAGCAGAACCAAUAUCGCAUGAGUGGAGACUCCAUAUUCAGUAUCGGGAUGAGUGAGUCCAGCACUCCUGGUCACGAUGUGAUGGGACAAUCCAUCUCGUACCAAUUGUCUGCCAGUUGUCAUGAUAACUCGCCCUAUCAGCUCUGGCCUCGUCGACCAGAUCAGAAUGUACCUCGGAUUAGAGGUAGUGGAACGACCGUCCUGAUGGAUGAGACUUCGUUUUGUAAUCAAAGGACAUCAUUGUCCUCCUCCUCAGCCAGCUUAACCACAGCCAGACGCGCUCCUAUGAUGCAGAGCCGAAUCUCCUAAGCUUUAGGAACUACCAUAUUGUAAUCGCAAACCAUCCGUCCAAGUGGAUCAAGAUGAACCACCGACUUGUGCGGAGCCGUCCACUUUUAACACACAUAUUCCUGCUAUUAUUCCUUUUAUGCUGAUAACGACGAAAACAACCGCUAAUAGUACUUUUACCAAUUCUAUUAUGACAACAACUGCAACAAAUACAUUACCAAACUAACUUCCCUCCCCAUCCACCAAACCCAAUCCUUGCUUCUUGAUUGAUCUCAACUAAUAAUUGUGAUUUGUUUACCCACAGCACCAUUUUUUUGAAUCAUAUAAAAAAUGCCGUUGUGUGUAGUACCAUUCGAUAGGACGAAAUCACAGCCCCCGCCCACCCUCUCUUACGACACUAGUAUCGUUAAUCAAUGCUUAUAUUAUGCUCAAUAAUAAACCUUAUAAUCCACA
Molecule: messenger RNA, 2000 nt
Organism: Tigriopus californicus
Lineage: Eukaryota; Metazoa; Arthropoda; Copepoda; Harpacticoida; Harpacticidae
Product: protein spitz-like
Exons: 7
Coding region: 762-1568 (268 amino acids)
Biological process (GO): epidermal growth factor receptor signaling pathway
Molecular function (GO): epidermal growth factor receptor binding; receptor ligand activity
Source: RefSeq, a predicted model, not a curated record